AUGACAUUCCUUCUGGUCACUCUCUGCUGUCUUCUCGCAACCCUGGGGUCCUUUCUAUUCGGUUAUGAUUCAGGUGUGAUUGGAUCGACUCUGGAACAGGACGCUUUUCGGCAAUAUUUUCGCCACCCUUCGGAUGCAGCCACGGGGGGCAUUGUCUCUUCCUACAAUGGAGGAGCCAUUCUCGGUUCCCUCGUCGUCCCCUACAUCGGCGAUCCCUGCGGCCGUCGCCCGGUCAUGUUCAUCGGGGCGCUGUUGGCCGCCGUAGGAGGAGCUUUGCAAGCCGGAGCUGUGAAUGUUACCAUGCUCAUUAUCGGACGCUUGGUUGCCGGAUUUUCUAUCGGUUUGAUGUCUGCGACAAUUCCGAUCUACUGUAGCGAGGUAUCUCCUGCACGCAUCCGUGGCUUUCUCGGCGCCAUGCAGCAAUGGAUGCUGGGACUCGGCGUUGUAGUAGCCCAAUGGGUCGGAUAUGGCUGCUCCCUGCACACCGGCCCCUUCACCUGGCGAUUCCCGCUCGCCUUCCAGGCCGUCCCAGCCGUCGUCCUCGGUGCGGGCGUCUGGUUCCUUCCCGAAUCGCCGCGCUGGCUGAUCGAAAAGGGCACAAGGACGCUGGCCGCGCCGUGCUCGACCGCCUGCAUCUGGACGUGCCCGCUCAAUGCCGACCUCGUCGACGCCGAAUUCACCAGAUCUGCGACACGUCGCUGCGAGUCACACUCGUCGCAGCUCGUGCGCCACCUACUUUUCUCCGCGCCCACCUGGCGCCGCCGCGUGUUCCUCGCCUGCGGCAUGCAGGCCUUCACGCAGUGUUCCGGCACCAACGUCAUCCAGGUCUACAGCCCGCGUAUCUACCGCUCCCUCGGCCUGGCCACCUCCACCACCCUCAUGAUCACCGCCAUCUGGGGCGCCCUCGCCCUCCUGUGGAACACCGUCUUCAUGCUCUUCAUCGACCGCGUCGGUCGCCGCAAGCUGCUCAUCCCCUCUCUGCUCGGCAUGGGCGCCGUCCUCUGCGUCCAGGCCACCCUCGCGCGCUACUACAACAACUUCACCCCUCCUUCCUCCUCCUCCUCCUCCUCCUCCUCCUCCUCCUCUUCCUCUUCCUUCCCACCCUCACCCCCCUCCCCGCACGCCCUCCGCGCCGCCAUCGCCAUGUUCUUCGUCUUCUCCAUCUUCUAUACCAGCCUCGGCCUCAUCUCCUGGGUCUACCCGACCGAGAUCUUCCCUACCGCCAUCCGCGCCCGCGGCUCCGCCCUCGCCACCGCCACAAACUGGAGCCUCAACCUCGUCUUCGCGCAGUGCUCGCCGCUCGCCCUGUCGACCCUCCAGUACAAGUACUUCUACUGCUUCGUCGGGUUCAACUGGACCGCGGCGGGGAUUGUGUGGGCGUUUUACCCGGAGACGAAGGGCCGGUCGCUCGAGGAGGUCGGCGAGGCGUUUGCGCCGGAUGGCGCCGCGCAGAUGGAGACGCAGACGCAAAUGCAGACGCUGCGGGGAUACUCGGUUGCAGAGAGUGCGGAGCUGAAGACUGGUGUUACGUGGCAUGUAGCGCGGCCAAAGUGA
Aspergillus clavatus NRRL 1 is the source of this 1554-nucleotide messenger RNA. Its product is annotated as sugar porter family MFS transporter. Gene Ontology annotation, molecular function: carbohydrate:proton symporter activity. Gene Ontology annotation, cellular component: membrane. NCBI's taxonomy places the organism in Eukaryota, Fungi, Ascomycota, Eurotiomycetes, Eurotiales, Aspergillaceae. Gene Ontology annotation, biological process: carbohydrate transport; transmembrane transport. The record is from RefSeq and is a predicted model, not a curated record. The transcript is spliced from 4 exons. Bases 1 to 1554 code for a protein of 517 amino acids.